AUGUACUUCUCCAAGAUCGCCGUUCUCUUCGCUCUUGCCGCCACCGGCCUCUCUGCCCCGGUCGAGGCGGUCGACAAGCGCCAGGCCAACCUCCUGACCGUCCAGAACUACUCUCAGUUCCAGGUCUCUGACGGCGUUGGUGGCAACGCCCUCGGGGAGGUCGCCCAGAAAUUCCCCAUCGCUCAGCUCAAGGCCAACCUCAAGGGAGUGAGCAAAAACGACUUGGCCAUUCUCCAGGGCGCCCGUGUCGCCGCCGAGAGCGCCGAGACGGACGCCGGCGGCUUCAACGACGCCAUCGCCAAGGCUUCUGGAGCCGAUGCCGCCGCGCUCACCGUCGGCAAGAUCAAGAACAAGGUCCUCAAGCUUCAACUCGAGGUCCUGGCGCUCCAGGUCCAGCAGGCCCAGGGUGCGAACAACCAGGCCAAGAUCGACGCGGAGCAGAAGAAACUCGACAACAACGUGCAGCUCGACAAGGCCGCCGCUGGCAAGCCGAGUAAGAGUGUUGCCUUCAAUGCUACCUCCUAG
Messenger RNA from Colletotrichum graminicola M1.001, 525 nucleotides. RefSeq lists its product as uncharacterized. The record is from RefSeq and is a predicted model, not a curated record. The transcript is spliced from 2 exons. Lineage: Eukaryota; Fungi; Ascomycota; Sordariomycetes; Glomerellales; Glomerellaceae. The coding region runs from base 1 to 525 and encodes 174 amino acids.